Molecule: messenger RNA, 5669 nt
Organism: Oldenlandia corymbosa var. corymbosa
Lineage: Eukaryota; Viridiplantae; Streptophyta; Magnoliopsida; Gentianales; Rubiaceae
Source: the annotation of a GenBank genome assembly
GUAAAGUGAAAGAUACGUGCUCGUUCUGUGUUUGGAACUUUAUCUUUUUUUUUAGUCUUUGUUUCCGUACCCCUUUUGCGUCUUUGAGGGUUUAAUUGAGAGUGAUUUGUUGAAUAUUUGUUUCUUUUAAGGAUGCUUUCUGUUUGAAUUCUUGUAGUGUGCCUUUCAGCUGUUCAAAGUUUUUGAGCGGUGGAACAUUCUUUUUUGAUGCUGUGGUUUUCCUGGAAUUUAACUGAAAAUUGGAAUCUGUUUUGAAGUUUUAUGAUAUGAUAAAUGGUGUAAUACUUUGUACAAGAUUGAUCAAUAGCUUAAAAAGAGUUAAAAGGGCAUGCUAAAAAGCCCCAAUUGAAGAAAUGGAGUUCAGCUAUAUUUCUAAUACUUUGUACAAGAAAAUUGGAAUAUAUUUUGUUUGUUCCAAUUUUGGUCUUUAUUUGAAUUAUUCGAAACUUGGUAUUCAGCUAUUGAUAGAAAUGGAGUCAUCAACACAGUCGAUUGAAGAUUCAGUGGAAAAGCCCCCAAUUGAAGGGAAACAUGAGGAAACAUUGUCGGCUCAUGAUUUAUCUGAAAAAUCAGAGCUUCUCAAGUCAUCUUCUCCAGUGAGUGUUAAGAAUACUUUAAAAAGUGCCAAAUCGAAUGAUUCCAAGGACACUGCCAGUACUGUGAUAACCAAUAGGAAAACAGAUAUUAAGAGUGGUUCAGUUGCCAAUUCAACUAGGAUGAGCUCAACUUUGACAAAAUCCACCAUUAGUAGUGCUUCACGGAGCUCAGGUUCGGUGCCAGUGGUUAGAAGAAACAGCACUGGUGGCUUACCGGGCAAAAAACCAACAUCAGUGACAAAACGACCGGAUACUGUUGUAGAGUCAGUGGCUGGUACCAAGGGAAGUUCUUCAGGAGAUCGUUUAAGGAGGUCCCUCCCAGAGGUUCGGAGCUCAUUGCCUUCUCUUGUUACCAGACCCACAAGUAGAUCAAGCAUUUCUGAUGUUAGAAAGUCUGCCCCGAUUUCCCCUGUUGCUAGAACUCUGAGAAGCUCCUCAUCUUCUGAUGUAAGCAAGCCUGAUUAUUUGAAAAAAACUCCUGUGAGGCCAUCUCCUCCUUCUGUUUCAUCAACUAAGAGGGUUGCUUCCACGUCAAUGGACAGUACUGGCAGCUCUGUGGUUAGAAAGAUGGUCGGAAAGGUUUCUUCUCCAUCUAUUAAGUCACCGUCCGUUUCUAGUGGGUCAAAAGGUGGUUCAUUGUCAACAUCAAUGGACAAGUAUUCGAAUUUGUCUAGCCGAAGGAAAGCAGGAACUCCUGAAAGUCGAGACUCUCGCCUUAUUAUGCUUCCUCAAGUAGACAGCAAAGCUGGUGAUGAUGUGAGAUUGGAUCUUAGGGGCCACAGAAUUCGUAAUCUCAAAAGUAGCGGGUUGAACUUCUCGCCUAAUUUGGAGUUUGUAUAUUUGAGAGACAACCUAUUGUCUACUUUGGAAGGCAUUGAAAUACUGAAUCGAGUGAAGGUUCUUGAUUUGAGCUUCAAUGAUUUUAAAGCACAUGGUUUCGAACCACUUGAGAAUUGCAAAGUUUUGCAGCAACUCUAUCUUGCUGGAAACCAGAUUACGUCAUUAAUUAGUCUCCCUGAGCUACCUAACUUGGAGUUCCUCUCUGUUGCUCAAAACAAAUUAAAAUCUCUGGCAAUGGCAAGUCAACCUCGACUUCAGGUAUUAGCUGCUAGCAAGAACAAGAUAUCAACUUUAAAGGGGUUCCCAUAUUUGCCAGCCCUCGAGCAUUUACGGGUGGAAGAGAAUCCUAUUCUUAAGAUGCCUCAUCUAGAAGCUGCUUCCAUUUUGCUAGUCGGCCCUACUUUGAAAAAGUUCAAUGACAGAGAUCUUACUCGUGCGGAAGUAGUGCUCUCGAAACGGUAUCCUGCACAUACAGCAUUAUGCAUUCGAGGUGGUUGGGAGUUCUGCCGGCCAGACCAGGCAUUUGAUUCAACAUUCAAUUUUUUGCUUGAACAGUGGAAAGAACAACUUCCACCAGGUUAUCUGUUGAAAGGGGCCUCGGUUGAGCAACCGUUUGAAGAAGAUGCAUGUUGUUGUAACUUUGAUUUUGUCAAAGAUGAAAUUGAAAGUUGUGAUAUAGGAUUGCUCUUUAAAUACCAGUGGUAUACUGGAGAUAAAACUUGUUCGAACUUCACCCCCAUUCCUGGUGCGACUGAAAAGGUUUACUGGCCCAAACGUGUGGAUGUCAGUAAGGUACUGAAAGUGGAGUGUACCCCCAUCUUAGGUGACACUGAGUAUCCUCCUACUUUUGCAAUAUCUUCCCCUGUUUCUCCAGGAACUGGAUGUCCAAAAGUUUUAAAGAUCAACAUACAAGGAGAUCUUGUGGAGGGGAACACUGUUAGGGGCCAUGCUGAGAUUGCUUGGUGUGGUGGAACUCCAGGAAAGGGAGUGUCUAGCUGGUUGAGAAGACAUUGGAACAGUAGCCCUGUUGUAAUAGCUGGUGCAGAAAGCAAUGAAUACCGUCUAACCCUUGAUGAUGUAGACUCUUGCUUGGUUUAUAUGUUUACACCUGUGACUGAAGAAGGUGUUAAAGGGGAAGCUCAAUAUGCAAUAACGGAUCAUGUAAAAGCAGCUCCUCCAUCAGUUAACAAUUUGCAAAUCAUCGGAGAAGUCAUGGAAGGAAAUACGGUGAGAGGAGUUGGGGAAUACUUUGGUGGAAGAGAAGGUCCCAGCAAGUUUGAGUGGUUGCGCGAGGACAAGAAUACUGGGGAGUUUGUAUUGGUGUUGACUGGUACAAAUGAGUAUCCGGUGACAAAAGAAGACAUCGGUCGGCGAUUAGCAUUUGUGUAUAUUCCAGUAAACUUUGAAGGGCAUGAAGGAAAAUCUAUGUCAAUGACCUCUGAGAUUGUCAAGCAAGCGCCUCCUAAAGUAACCAAUGUGAAAAUAAUUGGUGAGUUAAAGGAAGGAAGUAAGGUUACUGCUAGCGGUAUUGUCACUGGAGGAACUGAAGGGUCUAGCAGAGUACAGUGGUUCAAAACAAAAUCUGCAGUAUUUGAGGGUGAGCAAGCUCUUGAAGCAUUAAGUACCUCCAAAAUUGCCAAGGCAUUUCGGAUUCCAUUGGGAGCAGUGGGGUAUUACAUUGUUGCAAAGUUCACUCCUAUGACCCCAGAUGGUGAAGUGGGUGAACCAGUUUAUGCUGUGGCUGAUAAGGCAAUUGAAACUCUUCCUCCGAGUCUGAAUUUCUUGUCUAUCACGGGUGAGUAUUCUGAAGACAGCUUGUUGACAGCAUCAUAUGGAUAUGUCGGAGGCCAUGAAGGGAAAAGUAUCUACAAUUGGUAUCUUCAUGAGGCUGAAAAAGAUCUGGGUUCUGUUAUUCCUGAGCUCUCUGGUCAAUUACAAUAUCAAAUCACAAAAGAUGCCAUUGGAAAAUUCAUAUCUUUUACUUGCACGCCGGUACGAGAUGAUGGAAUUUUGGGUGAGCCAAGAACUUGUGUUGGCCAGGAACGAGUUCGUCCUGGAAGUCCAAGAUUGCUUUCUCUACAAAUACUGGGACGAACUAUUGAAGGCACCCUGCUAAAUGUUGGGAAAAAGUAUUGGGGGGGUGAUGAGGGAGAUUCUGUUUACCGUUGGAUCAGGACCAGUUCAGAUGGAGUUAGUAAUGAAAUUAUUGAUGCCACUACACCAUCAUACCGGCUAUCAGUGGAUGAUAUUGGUUUCUUCAUAUCAGUUUCAUGCGAGCCUGUGCGAAGUGAUGGGGCCCGUGGUCCUACAAUGCUCUCUGAAAAAGUUGGACCUAUUGUUCCAGGUCCACCAACCUGCCUUUCACUUGAUUUUCUUGGAUCAUUAAUAGAGGGAGAGCACUUGAGCUACAUUGCUUCUUACAGUGGCGGGAAAAAAGGAAAUUGCUCAUGUGAGUGGUUUAGAGUGAAAAGUGAUGGUAUUAGAGAAAAAAUAAAAUCUGGAGAGUUUCUAGAUUUAACUCUCGAUGAUGUUGGAGAAUGCAUAGAGCUUGUAUAUACCCCCGUUCGGGAUGAUGGUAUUAAAGGAAACCCCACAAGCUUGCUGUCUAGUCCAAUUGCCCCUGGGGAGCCUGUCGGCUUUGACUUGGUAAUUCCUGAUUGCUGUGAGGGCGAGAUGGUAGUGCCACAGAAGAGAUACUUUGGAGGUAAAGAAGGUACAGGGCUGUAUAUCUGGUACAGGACUAAGAAGAAACUUGACAUAUCUGCUCUGAUGAACAUAUCUGAUGGUACUGAUGAUACUUGUGUAUGCUGCAAGACAUUGUCAUAUAUUCCCUCAAUUGAUGACGUUGGAGCCUAUUUGGCCUUCUAUUGGCUGCCAACUAGAUUAGAUGGUAAAUCUGGAAAACCAUUGGUGACAAUUUGCGAUUCUCCAGUUUCCCCAGCUCUCCCUGUAAUUUCCAAUGUUCGUGUAAAAGAGGUCUCCUCUGGUAUUUAUCUUGGUGAAGGAGAAUAUUUUGGUGGAUAUGAAGGACUGAGUUCAUUUAGUUGGUAUAGAGAAAAAGAUGAUGGAACCAUUACUCCCAUUGAUGGAGCAAAUGCUAAAACUUACGAAGUCACAGAUGACGAUUACAAUUGCUGCCUGCUUUUUGGGUACACACCGAUUCGAUCAGAUUCUGUUACUGGAGAACUUAGAUUGUCCAAGGCAACGAAUGUGAUUCUCCCUGAGAUUCCUACUAUUGAGAUGCUCGUCCUGACUGGUAAAGCUGUUGAAGGAGAACUGCUGACAGCUAUUGAAGUAAUGGCAAAGAGUGAAAGUCAACAGAAGGUGUGGACAAAGUACAAGAAAGAUGUGAGAUACCAAUGGUUUUGUUCAUCAGAAAUGACAAGUGGUAGGUCCUUUGAACCGCUUCCAUCACAGCAAUCAUGCUCUUAUAAAGUGCGAUAUGAGGACAUUGGUCGCUGUCUGAGGUGCGAAUGCAUUGUGUCUGAUGUGUUUGGAAGAUCAAGUGAACCAGCAUACGCAGAAACAGAUUAUGUUGUGCCUGGCAAUCCUAGAAUGGAUAAGCUGGAGAUUGAAGGUAGAGGUUAUCAUACUAAUUUGUAUGCUGUACGUGGCAUUUAUAGUGGAGGAAAAGAAGGAAAAAGUAAAAUCCAGUGGCUUAGGUCGAUGGUUGGAAGUCCUGAUCUCAUCACUAUUAAUGGGGAAACGGGAAGGAUGUAUGAAGCUAAUGUUGAUGAUGUGGGGUACAGGCUAGUGGCAAUCUAUACUCCAGUGAGAGAAGAUGGAGUAGAGGGUCCUCCAUUCUCGGUAUCGACAGAUCCAAUUGCCGUUGAACCUGACGUUCUCAAAGAAGUGAAGCUGAAUCUUGAUCUAGGAUCAGUGAAGUUUGAGGUGUUGUUCAACAAGGAUCGAUCAUCUAAAAAGGUUGCUGGACUUGGAAAUUUAGAGAGACGAAUUUUGGAGGUGAACAGGAAAAGGGUUAAGGUUGUAAAGCCAGGUUCCAAAACUUCAUUUCCAACCACUGAAAUUCGGGGAACUUAUGCCCCACCUUUCCAUGUGGAGCUUUUUCGAAAUGAUCAGCAUAGGCUUAGAAUUGUUGUGGACAGUGAGAAUGAAAUAGAUUUGAUGGUACAGACUCGACACUUGCGAGAUGUUAUCGUUCUUGUCAUCCGAGGCCUCGCCCAACGGUUCAACAGCACAUCUCUGAACUCUCUGCUAAAACUAGAGGCAUAA